This is a messenger RNA of Guillardia theta CCMP2712, 2592 nucleotides long. RefSeq lists its product as hypothetical. Gene Ontology annotation, molecular function: protein binding. The record is from RefSeq and is a predicted model, not a curated record. The coding region runs from base 1 to 2559 and encodes 852 amino acids. Gene Ontology annotation, cellular component: Pwp2p-containing subcomplex of 90S preribosome; small-subunit processome. Gene Ontology annotation, biological process: maturation of SSU-rRNA from tricistronic rRNA transcript (SSU-rRNA, 5.8S rRNA, LSU-rRNA); ribosomal small subunit assembly. Lineage: Eukaryota; Cryptophyceae; Pyrenomonadales; Geminigeraceae. The transcript is spliced from 8 exons.
AUGAGGUUCGGGUUCAAGUUUUCCAACCUUUGUGGGUCUGUUUACAGCCAGGGGAAUCUGCUCUUCACGCCCGAUGGCGGGUCACUUCUCAGUCCUGUCGGGAACAGAGUGACAGUCUUCGACCUUGAGAACAGCAAGAGUCUCACGCUCCCCACGGAGAACGCCAAGAACAUUGACUGCGUCGCCCUCUCCCCCGACGGGACCGUCCUCAUCACCGUGGACGAGGAAGGGAGGGCGCUACUGAUCAACUUCCGCAGAGGCUCCGUGCUCAACUACUUCAACUUCAAGACCAGGGUCAGCGCCAUCCUCUUCAGCCCCUGCGGCAAAUACUUUGCAGUCUCCCACGGGAAGCUAGUUCAAGUCUGGAUGACUCCCAGCCUCAAACGCGAGUACGCUCCCUUCGUCCUCCACCGCACGUAUGGGGGUCACUUUGACGAGGUGGUGUCGCUCGACUGGUCGACCGACUCUUCCUACUUCAUCUCGGGCUCCAGGGAUCUGACAGCAAAGAUCUUUUCCCUAGAGCCCUCCCCUGGGUUCCCCGUCAACUUCGCAGGGCACAAGGACACGGUCAUCGCGGCUUUCCUGCCCAAGGAGGAGGACACGGCCUACACAGUAGCUCGAGACGGGUGCCUGGUAGCCUGGCAGAAGAAGGAGGACGUGGAGGACGGAGGAGGCGGCAACCGGGUGGGGAUGAAGCGGCACAGGACGAGCGGAGGAUGGAUGCUGAGGGAAAGGCACUUCUUUCAUCAGGGGAAGGUGCAGUGUGCUACGAUACACAAGGAGUCUUCGCUCCUUGUCGUCGGGUUCUCCAGCGGGAUCUUUGGGCUCUACGAGCUGCCGUCCUGCAACAACAUCCACACGCUCUCCAUCUCCAGCCAGAAGAUCAACAGCGUCAGCAUCAACAAGAGCGGCGAGUGGCUCGCGUUCGGGAGCAAGAAGCUCGGGCAGCUGCUGGUGUGGGAGUGGCAGUCUGAGACCUACGUCCUGAAGCAGCAGGGGCACUCCCAGGGCAUGAACUGCAUCGACUACUCGCCCAACGGCUCGCACAUGGUGAGCGGGGGAGAAGACGGGAAGGUCAAGAUCUGGCAGUGCAGCACGGGCUUCUGCUUCGUGACCUUCACUGAGCACACCGGGGCAGUGCAGUCGGUCAAGUUCCUGUCCAAGGGCAACGCCGUGCUGUCUGCCAGCCUCGACGGGUCUGUGAGGGCGUUCGACCUCGUGCGGUACCGCAACUUUCGGACUAUGACGACGCCGAAACCGACGCAGUUCCUGUCGCUGGCCGUCGACCCCUCGGACGAGAUCGUGUGUGCUGGUACGCAGGACUCGUUUGAGAUCUUCGUGUGGAGCCUGAAGACUGGGCGGCUGCUGGAGGUGCUGGCAGGGCAUGAGGGGCCGAUCUCCUGCCUGUCGUUCAACCCGAUCCAGCCAGUUCUGGCGAGCAGCUCAUGGGACAAGACGGUGAAGCUUUGGGAUGUUUUUGAGAGCAAAGCAGCGACGCAGACGCUGCAGCACAACUCGGAUGUUCUCUGCGUGACCUACAGACCCGACGGAAAGGAGCUUGUGAGUAGCGCGCUGGACGGGCAGAUUUACAUCUGGAACGCCAUCGACGCCAACCUCUUGGGGACUAUCGAAGGGAGAAGAGACGUGAUGGGAGGGAGAAAGAAGUCUGAUCGAACAAAGUUGGCGUCUCAGGCUUCAGCAAGCAGCUUCUCCACCUUGUGCUACAGUGCGGACGGCAAGUGCUUGAUCGCAGGGGGGAACACAAAGUGGGUUUGCAUUUACAACAUCUCGAGGAAGACCUGCAUCAAAAAGUUCCCCAUCUCCUCCAACCAGUCGCUCGACGGCAUCUUGGAUCAGUUCAACACCAGAAACAUGACAGAGGCUGGACCGCUCAAUGAGAUUGAUCAUGACAGCGAGGAGGAGCGAGAAGACGCGAGGGGGAGGAAGGACGAGACUCUGCCGGGAGCCAAGAGGGGCCAACUCACCUCCUCCCGCAAGACCGCCAAGGCCAUUCGCUCCACCUGCCUCCGUUUCUCCCCGACGGGACGCGCGUGGGCGGCAGCGACGACUGAGGGGCUUCUGAUUUAUUCCCUUGACGAGACUUCAAGUUUCGACCCCCUUGACCUCGACCUCGACAUCACCCCUGCUCGGAUCUACAAGAGCCUCGAGGACAAGGAGUGGCUCGAUGCCAUCCUGAUGGCCCUCCGGCUCAACGAGGCUAGCGUCCUGCGCUCAGUCUACGAGAGGGUCCCGAAGCAAGACAUCCCCCUUCUCGUCUCCUCCAUCCCUGCCCCUUACGUCAAGAGGAUGCUCGAUCUUGUUGCUGUUCAGGCUUCUUCGUCUCCCCACAUCGAGUUUCACUUGCAGUGGGCGGAGAGUCUCCUGCUCCACCAUGGCGCCGUCGUGAUGCAGGAGUUCAGCACCUACUCAGCUCCUCUAAGAGCCAUGCACAUGUCGUUCUCCCGCCAGAUGAAUGAUCUCAGUCACAUGUGCAACAACAACCACUACAGCCUCGCCUUCAUAACCUCACAGGCUGAGUCAGAUGGACAGUCUUUGUAGAUACUCGGAAGAAUAUACAUCCCAAUCAACAUC